UUGUCUGAGCAACAGCAGAGCUGCAGUCGAGACAAGUCUCUCUGUUUCUCUCUAAAGAAACAUUCAACUGAAUCCAUCAGGUUUUUCUCAACAAAACAGCAGAAUCUCUGCCAAACCCUGAGUGUGGAUAUGUCUGCUGCCAGCUGUCUGCUGACUGAAGAUCAGUUUCUGUGCUCCAUCUGUCUGGAUGUGUUCACUGAUCCAGUCAGCACACCAUGUGGACACAACUUCUGUAAAACCUGCAUCACUCAACACUGGAAUAUUAAUGUCCCGUGUCAGUGUCCCAACUGUAAAAAGGUUUUCAACACAAAACCUGAGCUGCAGGUCAACACUUUCAUCUCUGAGAUGGCUGCUCAGUUCAGACAGUCAGCUCAACAGAAAGCCAGCAGCAGUAGCUCAGAGCAACAAGCUGCCAAACCAGGAGAAGUUCCCUGUGACGUCUGCACUGGAACCAAACUGAAGGCCCUGAAGUCCUGCCUGGUGUGUCUGGCCUCCUACUGUGAGACUCACCUGGAGCCUCAUCUGACAAUGGCAGGCCUGAAAAGACAUCAGCUGAUCGACCCUGUGGAGAACCUGGAAGGCAGGAUGUGUACGAAGCACGAUAAACUGCUGGAGCUGUUCUGUAAGACCGACCAGAUGUGUGUCUGCAUGCUCUGCACUGUUUCAGACCACAAGACACAUGAUGUUGUUCCUCUGAAAGAAGGAUAUGAAGGAAAGAAGGCCGAGCUGGGGAAGACAGAGGCUGAAACUCAGCAGAUGAUCCAGAAGAGACGUCUGAAGAUUCAGGAGAUCAAACGCUCAGUGGAGCUCAGUAAGGAAGAUGCAGACAGAGAGAUAGCAGGUGGUGUUCAGGUCUUCAGCGCUCUGAAGGAGUCUGUUGAGAGAAGCCAGGCCGAGCUCAUCGACACGAUCAAAGAGAAGCAGAGAGAGACAGAGAAACAGGCUGAAGGCUUCAUCAAAGAGCUGGAACAGGAAAUCUCUGAGCUGAAGAAGAGAAGCUCUGAGGUGGAGCAGCUCUCACGCUGUGAAGACCACCUCCACCUCCUCCAAAGACUCCUGUCCCUGAACGCUGCUCCACCCACCAAGGACUGGACAGAAGUCAGCGUCCGUCCACCUUCAUAUGAGGGGACUGUGAGGAGAGCUGUGAAUCAGCUGGAGGAGACGCUCAGUAAACAGAUGAAGAAGCUGCUUGAGGCCGAGCUGAAGAGGGUCCAGCAGUAUGCAGUGGAUGUGACACUCGAUCCUGAUACAGCACAUCCUGAACUCAUCCUGUCUGAUGAUGAAAAACAAGUUAAACAUGGUGAUGUAAAGAAGAAUCUCCCAGACAACCCAGAGAGAUUUUUUCCUUAUCCUUGUGUCUUAGGAAAGCAGAGAUUCUCUUCAGGAAGAUUUUACUACAAGGUUCAGGUUAAAGGGAAGACUGACUGGGAUUUAGGAGUGGCCAGAGAGUCGAUCAACAGGAAGGGAAAAUUCACAAUGAGUCCUAAGGAUGGUUACUGGAGGUUAUGUUUGAGGAAUGAAAAUGAGUACACAACUGACCCUGCAGCCAAUGCUUGUACUGACACUUCAGUCCAUGUCUCUCUGAAGUCUCAGCCUGAGAAGGUGGGGGUGUUUGUGGAUUAUGAGGAGGGUCUGGUCUCUUUUUAUGACGUUGAUACUGCAGCUCUUAUCUACUCCAUUACUGGCUGCUGCUUCACUGCGAAACUCUACCCAUACUUUAGUCCCAGUCCUAACUAUGAUGGUAAAAACUCUGCCCCUCUGAUCAUCUCUCCUGUCAAUCACACUGAGUAGAACAACCAUUUGAAUAGCAACAUUUAUGCAAUUAAUUUGUUGCGGAUGUACUGUGUAUAUAUAUAAAAAUGUUAUUUUUUUGUAAUGUUUUUCUUUGGUGUGUCAUGUUGCUACUUACUACUACAACACACCAAAUUAACUGCUGUGAUUAAUUUGAUCCAGUGUCGUCUAAUUUAUUCUAAUUGCAUUACCUGCCUUUAAGAUUGUGAGCUCUUACUAGUAUUUAUUGCUGCUCUUACUAGUAUGUAUUUUCAGUUGUAGAUCUGUAGUUGAUGCUCUGUUGAUGCUUGUAUGUUGUUCCUCAAAUGUAAGUCGCUUUGGAUAAAAGCGUCUGCCAAAUGAGUAAAUGUAAUGUAAAUGUUAAAGAUGGCAAAUCAUCAGAAUCCUCAGAAAUAAUAAGCAUUUGCACGUUCCUUAAAUGUUUGGACCAAAUUCUGAACUUUUCAUUGUCUGAUCAUUGUUUCUAUAAGAAGUGCUGCAUACUGGCACAAAUUACUGAAGAGCAGUUUAUAAAUAAGACAAAAAUAUCUUGCUUUUCCCCGACACAUUUCUGACAGAUCGCAGAGGCCUGCCAGAUAUGUAGUAUGCCAAAUGUCUGGAGGAGUCGACAUAAGCUCUGUGGUUCCAGAAACGGUGAACCCCUUACAGUUUACCUACCGUGGACGAGUCGGUGGCUCUGACGCUUCACUCUACACUUGGACACUUACAGAACAUCUGCACAUAUUCUCUUUUUGGAUUACAGUUCUCCAAAUAUUAAUCAAACAGAUUAGACAUAUUUUAGGCUACUCAUGAACCUGUGAUUGUAAAGUGAUAGUCCGACUCAGUAGGCCUAUGCCUAUUAAUGAUUUUUUGGCAGUGGAAAAUGUGUCUAGGUUCAAACCGAAUGUGAAG
Micropterus salmoides (largemouth bass) is the source of this 2682-nucleotide messenger RNA. Its product is annotated as E3 ubiquitin-protein ligase TRIM11-like. The transcript has 2 exons. Gene Ontology annotation, molecular function: protein binding; zinc ion binding. The record is from RefSeq and is a predicted model, not a curated record. Bases 130 to 1791 code for a protein of 553 amino acids. Lineage: Eukaryota; Metazoa; Chordata; Actinopteri; Centrarchiformes; Centrarchidae.